GCAACUCUGCUGUAGCGCGUCCGCGUCGCGUUGUAAUUUUUGUUGAGUUUUUAAACUAAUUAUAAUUUGAAUUCGCGUGUCUUAAUAAUUAGAUUACCAUGUUUUAAGUGUUCCACAUCCAAGCAAAAAGACGAAUAGAUCAGAAAAUGAGUGCCUCAACCAUCGACAAUGUGCGGGUUCUGCUGCAGUCGCUCCCCGCUGCCGGGGUGAACAGCGGCUCUCAGCCGGUUGAUCAGCAGACGCCGGGAAAGAUGGCACUCUCAAUUACGCCGCUGCGCGCCAGAAAUUCCAGCCAGCUACAGGUCCUCGCAGAGAAGAUCGAGGAGAAGCCAGCGUCGCCUCCGGAGGAGUUCUGGCGGGAUCUGCAGCAGUUCCACGAGCGACGGGGCACACCAUUGACGCAACCGGCCAGGAUCAGCGGCAAGCAGGUCGACUUGUACAAGUUGUACAACGAGGUCACAGAACGAGGAGGCUUCAACAAGGUAAACAUGAGAGACGAGUGGGACGAGGUGUACAGCACUAUGGAGACUCUGCGGGAGCGCUGCGUCAACGGCACAGCGGGCAUUAAGCACAUCUAUAGACGCUAUCUGGACAAGUACGAGCGCCUUAAUUUUUUCGGUGAGGAUCCGGAUAAGAUGGAGGCACUGGAGGCAGCCAUAGAGAACGCGGAAAUGGGCGGUGGACGUUCCCGGUCGCGGUUUUUGGCGGGUGCUGGCGGAGGCCUGGGAAGCAUCUUUGGCUCGGCGCAUUCCACUCUGCCGGCAGUGCCAAUGGCCUACAACCAGCGUCAACACUCUGUGAAUGCGGAGCGACGACGACAGUACAAGAUGUCCACGCAGCUGCACCGACACAGCAGCUACGAGAAGCUUCUGCUGUCCCUGCUCUCACCGCUGCCCAAUGAGCAGGACUUUGCCAUUAAUGUGUGCACCUUGAUGGCCAACGAGGCGCGGCACACCUUGCAGCUGUCCGAGUGCCCCAAACUGCUUGACGUGCUUCUUGCUCACCUGGGCGUCUAUGCAGACUUCACGAUGCGCCAGCUUUUCCAGCACAGCUACGCUGAGGUACGACACCAUUCGCAACUUAGUUUUUGGCGCGACCUUCUUCACGACAGGCCACAGAUCCUGGAGCUUUACACGGAUGAACAGGUAUGGUUGGACAAUGGUCUGAUUAGCAAGGAGGAUAGGGAGAACUCUGCCGGUCGAAGUGAACUGUUGGCGGCCUGCGACGAGUUGGACUUCCUUAACCUGCGACGCAGCAAUGGUACAGAUGAGCGCAUGGGGCACCGCGUGCUCCAGAUCGUACAGCUAGUGCGAGCACUCAGUUUCCACCAGGAAAACCACGCGCUCCUGGCAUCUAAUCGCACUUUAUGGCGUUAUUUGGUAAUGGGUGCGAACGUGCGAUGGAGCAACAUCCACAUCCAGGCUCUUGAGACAGCUGGGAACCUGGCCCAACAGUUUGAGCUGCUCGAUCCCACCACUGACGAGCUGUCGCGAAAUCUUCUGGCCACUCUCUGUGAGGGUGUUGACUCAAACGACCGGGCUGUAAUCAUUAGCUGUCUGGAGAUACUCUACAAGCUGUGCGGCCGCGAAGGGAAUUCCCAGCAUAUCAAUCGUUGCCUUGGCUUGGACUUUUAUCAACGUGCUAUGUUGCUUCUCUCACUCACGGACGUUAUGAUGAUUAUCUUUACUCUGGAAGCAAUAUAUGCGCUUAGUUCUCUUGGCGCGCGACCCUGCUCGAUGCUUAUGCAAGUGCGAGGCCUAGUGGACCAGCUAGUGGCCCUGAUCACCGUGGAGGCACAGUCAUAUGGUGCAGACGGUUGCAUACUAAUGAGGGUAGUGGAGGUUGUGCCGGGCAACAUGAUCGCAUCGCUUGCUCAGAACAUGCCCGCCAUGCAGGCUCCCGUAGCGGACCCCUCCAUUACUACGCUUCCAUCAUCCUUACAAGUGGCCGUUAAGCCGCCAGCAGUUUUGCCCACGCCGACACCCGCCCAGACCCAGGUGCUUCUUCCCCAGGGGGACCAGCACCCUUUGGUUACGGUACCAAUUCCCGGCUUACCAAUGCCUAGUCUGCCACAGGUUAAUUUUCCAGUACCCAGUCUGCCGCAAGUGCAAUUGCCCCCAAUCGCUGCGACUGUAACCCUCCCCACUCUGCCCUCUGCGACUCAGAGUUUUACCCACGAGGACGAACAGUAUGCUCUGGCAUGGCUGGGAGCUACAUAUGAGCGAGCCAUCGGCAGCGAUUUACGAGUGGAGCAGGCGGAGUUGUACAGAAUCUACUUGUCACAUUGCCAGAAAGCGGGCAAGCUUUCUGUUGUCAAUCACAUGCAAUUCCCUCGCCUGGUUCGACUUAUAUUUAACCAAUCGGUGGGACCCGUGAUUGUGCGUCAACAAGACGGAACAGAGCUGCCCGGGACUUACUAUGUGGGCAUUCGCAUGCGAGCCCAGCCGCUAACAAUGCAACAAAGGACCGCCCCCAGCAAUGCCCCUGUUAAAAAGGAGACUGCCAUAUUGCCCAAGCCACCGCCAUGUGAUCCUGUUCAAUCGGAGUUGGCAUCUGAGGAAUCGAUUUCGUCUGCUGUAACACCACCUCCAAGCUCAUCGUUGAUCAAAAGCCUUUUGGCUAACAAGGUCACAGAGCGCCAACAGAAGCAGAAGGCGCAGUCCCUGACUACACAGCCGCCAGCCCUAGUAGCCACCACUUCUUCGGCCACAAAUGCAACUCAACCAAUAAAGGUAACUUCUACAGCUAUCAGCGCCUUUGUGAACAACCCAUUGAUGCAGCACACGCCAGUAAAGGUUGGCCAGACCACCAUAAAGCCGUUGCACCCUCAGAUGACCAUUGAAAAGAAACCAAUUACGGACUCUGCUCCGCCGCCCCUUGCACCGUUGAGUGGUGCAAACGUGGUGACCAAAGACGCAAGUGGUCGCACCCUCAUUAUUGCAGCGGCCGCUGCCAAACGUAAAUUAACAAUCGACGAAGAACAAAACAAGCGUCUGGCCUUAGACGCCGCCGCCAGUAGUUCCAGUUCAAAUUCAUCAUCUGUCGGUAAGGAUGAGGCACAAGUGACUCCGUCAAAGAAUGCUGCAAAUCUGUAUGCGGAUCUUGCAGCCUCUAUUUUGGAGGACGAGGACUUAGACGAUGUUCCACCGCUGGCAAAAUCAAGUCAGGAGCAGCCUCAACAGCAAUCGCAACAGCAACAGCAGCUCCAACUUAUUCCGGCCAAAGUGCAACCGACCCAGCGGCAGCUGGUCUUCCCAAGUGUCGUUUCUCCAGCACCGCCUCCGCAACUCAAGCUGGCGACGACGGCCACCAUCAAGACGGAUCAGGGCCUGCAGACUGUGCCGGUGAUACUCCAGCCCAAAACUACGAUGGAUGCGGCACCAGCGCCUCAGACGCAAUAUGUUCUGGCCACGAACCAGCAAGGCCAAACAUAUUUGGUGGCCCAGCAAACGCAGCCGACGAUUCCACCAUCAACCCAGUCCGCUCCACCCACUUUGCUAGUGACGCAAACACCUCAGCAACAGACCAAAACUAUAAUCAUCCUGCAGCAGCCAGGAGGUGUCUCCGCCACUAAUGUAGCGGGCACACAGAAAAUGAUAAUGACAACCGCUCAGGGCCAACAGGUUCUGGUCACCACCACAACAGCUCCGCAGCUGGCCCAGCCACGUAGUGCUACGCCCCAGCAGCAAAUUUUUAUUGCCCCCCAGCGACCGGUACCAGCGUUGGGCGCUGGCCAAAUGUCUCCUUCACUGCUGUCUCAGCUUAACCAGAUCCCGGCCACCAUCAAACUACACCAACCUCAACCACAACCACAGCUCGUUUCGCCACAAUUAGCACCACAGCAACGGCUAGUGGCCACUAAGUCAGGCGCUGCAUUGCCCAUUCCUCAACUCCAGCAGCACCAAUCCAUCAUUCAGCAGCACAUAAUUUCCGGACCCUCUACUCCAACUUCCACAGGAGCCGGUCCUGUUCCAGGCGAAAAGAGGCAGGUGAUCCUGGGCGGAAUUAAGGAGACCACACUCAUCACCCAGACCCCCGUCACGGCUGCUCCCCUGCAACAGAGCCAGCUUAACUCGCAGACAAUCAUCACGACUCAGCCGCCAACCAGCACCUCUACUAUUGGAGGCCUGCCUCUGCAGCAGCAGCAGCACAUGCGAUCCGCUUUGGACCAACAGCAGCAGCAUCAUCCCUCUAUCAUUCAACAGAAGAUCACCAUGCCGGCAAUCUCGGAACCGACUAAGCCUAAGGUAGCUGCAGUUUCAGUGACGGGAACUUCCCCGAGUACGGCGAUCCUUGCUAAGAAGCCGCUACAGCCGCAGCCUGCUCAAGUGUCGAGCCUGAAGCCAUCUGGAACUCAGGCGGUGGUGGUAACGCCUUCGGGAACAUGUGACUCAACGGAAGGCAGCAAAGUGAUUGUGACACCAAGCACCGAAACGAAGCCAGCGGAGCAUCAAGUGGUCGCUCAGGCAACAGUCGCAUCAACAGUUGUUACCACUGCUCCUAGCAGCAGUGCUUUGGUAGUCAGUCAAAGCGUAUAUGCGGCACCUACAUCAAAUGGCAGUUCCACGCCUUCUGCAAUGCCCGUCGACGCGAACUGGUUGUACAUUUGCGACUGGCGCAACUGUCCCCGCAAGAAAUUUAAAUCUCUCAACGAGCUUAAGUACCACGUGUGCAAUGUUCACUGUCCGGAUCACCUGGACUCUGACGCCGAUAUUUACUGCCAAUGGGGCAGUGGGCCGACCUUCUGUGACAACAGGGCUCGAAAACGAUACUCACUCAUGACGCAUUUGAUCGACCGACAUCUGACAACGGAGAAUCUGCGCGCCAGUGUGCAACGGCGCUUGGCCACCGGUAUUCACAAUGUGGCGCCCACGCAGCCACCAGUUACCAUAGUGCGCAAUGAAGGUCACGCUCAACGGCUAGCGGGAGGCCCUUCUGGUGCAUCUUCAGGUCCUGCUCCAGCGGCUCCAGUUGUGGGCAGCGCUGCGAUGCAAGCCAUGAACCGGCACACGUCGGAAUACACAAACUCUAAGGAGCUGUUGGACGAAAACGAGGGUCCUGUCACCAAGAGCAUUCGACUAACGGCAGCGCUCAUUAUACGCAACCUUGUCACCUACUCGUCUACGGCCAAGCGUUCUCUGAAGCGCUAUGAGCCACACCUGGCCAAUGUGGCCUUAAGCAAUGUUGAGGCCAGCGGAGUUCUCUCCCACAUCAUGUAUGAACUGAGCCAGUAACCGAUACAACAUACACCAUCAUCGAAAUUUAUUAAACUUACCUGUAAUAACGACACUACAAAAUGUGAAAAAUUAA
Molecule: messenger RNA, 5310 nt
Organism: Drosophila eugracilis
Lineage: Eukaryota; Metazoa; Arthropoda; Insecta; Diptera; Drosophilidae
Gene: Bap170
Product: AT-rich interactive domain-containing protein 2
Exons: 4
Coding region: 147-5234 (1695 amino acids)
Biological process (GO): regulation of DNA-templated transcription
Cellular component (GO): SWI/SNF superfamily-type complex
Molecular function (GO): DNA binding
Source: RefSeq, a predicted model, not a curated record